AUGCAUGAACUUUUUUCUUUAAAAACCUGUUUUUAUUACAGAAAACAAUUAACCGUAAAGGUAACGACAGGUGUUUACGUAGGAGCGGGAACAGAUGCUUACGUUUACUUAUCGAUAGAAAACGAAGAUGGAAGAAGAAGCGAAGAAUUUUCAUUAGACAAAUGGUGGAGAGAUGAUUUUGAAAGAAAAAGAACGGAUACAUUUCGAGUAUCAGUAGAUGAUAGCUUUGAAAGCAUCAAUACCAUACAGAUACGUAAGGAUUCUCGCAAAUCCAACGAUACAUGGUACCUGGAAAAAAUUGUUAUAGAAGACGAGGGAAAAGAAAUAAUCUUUCCAGUCCAUAGAUGGAUCGAAAAUGAUACAAAAUAUAUGUUAAAGAAGUACGAUUGCUUUCUACCUCAAUCUGAUCCCCACAAAGAACAGAGAUUGAAGGAACUUCAGAAGAAAAGGGAAAUCUAUCAAUAUGAAGUUUAUAUUGAGGGUGGUCCCGUACAGAUCAAAACAAUUCCGGACAAUGAAAAAUUUACUUACGAAGACAAAUUCGAAAUCACGGCACAAUCUAUUAAAUCGAAAAUGGGAACUGUUGUAAUUGAUGCAACUACUGGAAAAUGGGAUUCAUUAGAAGAUUAUAAAAAUAUAUUUAAGCAUCCUCUUAAUAUCUUAGAUACACCGCACUCUCUAGAAAAAUGGAUGGAAGAUUAUUGGUUUGGAUUACAACGAGUCCAAGGUGUAAAUCCUAAUUUGCUGAAACUCUGUGAUAAAAUACCAGAAAAUUUUGGUAUCGAAUCAUCUAUGGUUGAAGCAUUUCUUAAUGGAUCGAGCCUAGAAGAAUCGAUGGAAAAGAAACGGAUAUUCAUCAUUGAUUUAAAAAUAUUAGAAGAUAUUUACACUGCUGAAAAUCAUGUUGUGUGUAAGCCCAUAGCGUUAUUUUAUCUAGACGAUAACGACAAUAUUCUGCCCAUUGCUAUUCAAUUAUUUCAAGAAAAAGGACCCGAUAAUCCGGUGUUUACUCCAGCAGAUCCUCCAUAUACUUGGCUUUUGGUCAAAAUGUAUUUUAAUCAUGCUGAGGUCAUGUACCACGAAUCAUGUACCCAUUUAGGUUUUACGCAUUUCUUAGCGGAAGGAAUAGCAAUAUGCACUCAUCGUAAUCUUUCGCCUUCUCACCCGAUUUUUAAAUUAUUGGCUCCUCAUUUCUUUAACGUAAUAGCCAUUAAUAAAUUAGCUAUAGAAACAAUAAUAUCUCCCGGAGGAUGGAUUGAUAGGACAAUGUCAGUCAAACGUGAAGGAGUAAUACAAUUAGUUGAAAAGAGUUUAAAAGAUUGGAAGAUGGAUACAAAUGGAAAUAUUCCUAAAGAAUUUUCUAACAGGGGUGUACUCGAAUCAAAUAUACUUCCAAAUUAUCCAUUCAGAGAUGAUACAGUAGCUCUAUAUAAUGCAAUUAGAAUAUAUGUCAAUGAUGUCAUAAUCCAUUAUUACGAAGAUCCCGAAGAUAUUACCGAAGAUUGGGAAUUACAACAAUGGAGAGAAGAAUUAGUAAAAGAUAAAUCAAAUGGUGGAGUUGGAUUGCAGGGUAUACCAGGAAAUUAUAAUGGAUUUUCUAAAAUCGAUGAAAUCGUUGAAUUACUCACAUCAAUUAUUAGUAUCUGUAGCAUUAGUCAUGCUGGAGCUAAUUUCUUACAAUAUGAUGAAUACGGUUUUGUCCCAAAUUACCCCAUGAGUUUGUAUGGCGAUCCGCCACGUGAUAAAACACCAUUAACAGAAGAAGAUAUAAUUGAACAUCUACCUGAUCGUUCUGUUACUUUGGAUAUAAUGACAAUAACUUCUGUAUUAAGUUUUCGUGGAACUAAUUCUCUUGGAAACUUCGAUAUUCAAUAUUUAUAUGAUCCUGCAGAUGUUGAAGCUAUUCAGAAAUUUAAAAAAAAUUUAGCUGAAAUUGGGAAUAAGAUUGAAGAGAGAAACGUUAACCUGAAACAUCCUUACACUGUUUUACACCCGAAAAAUGUUCCCAAUUCUAUAAGUAUAUAACUUCCAAACAACCAUUGAAAAUACUGC
This is a messenger RNA of Centruroides sculpturatus (bark scorpion), 2052 nucleotides long. RefSeq names its product allene oxide synthase-lipoxygenase protein-like. Bases 1 to 2025 code for a protein of 674 amino acids. The transcript has 15 exons. Gene Ontology annotation, molecular function: protein binding; metal ion binding; oxidoreductase activity, acting on single donors with incorporation of molecular oxygen, incorporation of two atoms of oxygen. Lineage: Eukaryota; Metazoa; Arthropoda; Arachnida; Scorpiones; Buthidae. The record is from RefSeq and is a predicted model, not a curated record. Gene Ontology annotation, biological process: lipid oxidation.